CAUACUUAUUGGAGACCAGACCUUUAGUCAUAAGUUAUAACCUGCAGAGGGGGUGUAAUUUUUAACAUAUUUUACGUAAAUGGAGCCCUUUCAUAUCACUUUUUAAUAUAAUCACAGUGCUGGCUGGUGUUUACUAUCUUUGGAAAUCUUUUACAAUGUCUUCACAUCCACUUGUGUGGUGUUGGGUUCCCUCAACUUCUCCACCGACUAUGAUGUUAGAACUCGCCGAGCGUUCGUUUAAGGACAACUUUAUUCUCAUCCACGGAGUGAAACUUGCUGAUUUGAGCCAAAACAAGCGGGAAAAAGUGAAAGGAAUACUAUGCAGUAGGUUUAAACAUUCAAAAAUGAGAGUGAACAGAGAAAUUAUGGACCUGCUACCGAAUUUAAAAGUGAUCAGUACUCCAAGCGCAGGUGUGGAUCACAUUGAUGUAGAGGAAGCUACUGCACGUGGAAUUCGUGUAGGUUAUGUUCCAGGCCAUUUUACGAGCGAUUCCGUUGCAGAGUUUGCUUUCGGUUUGCUGUUGGCAUCUGCGAGGUCAAUUUUACUUGCAAAUGAAAUAGCAAAGUCAUCUGAUGCAGCACAAUCAGCGAAUAUUUCUUGCUCAAUACCCCCAUCACAAGUGACUGGUUCAGCUCUUGGCCUUGUUGGUUUUGGGAGCAUUGGAAGAGCAAUUGCUGAGAGAGCUAAGGGAUUCAAAAUGAACAUUUUAUAUCAUUGUCGGACGAGGAAAGAAGAGCUGGAAAUAUAUUCAGGUGCUACAUUCUGUUUGGAAUUAAAGGAGCUCUUGACAGCAUCUGACUUUGUUGUUCUGAGCUUACCAUUGACGCCUGAAACAACUAAUUUCAUUUCAGCUGAGGAACUUAGUAUUAUGAAGUCUACAGCAACACUUAUUAAUGUAGGUCGUGGAGGAACUGUCAAUCAUGACGAUCUUACUGUGGCAUUACAGAAGGGUGUUAUAAAAGCUGCAGCAUUAGAUGUCACAGACCCACCAGUUCUUCCUAGGGACCACCCACUAUUAAACAUGUCAAAUGUGAUUAUUACCCCUCAUAUUGCAUAUUUGACAACCAAUGUUCAACAACUACACUGUUGGACUUCACUGGAUAAUUUAAAGGCUGGUGUCAAAGAUAAAGAGCUUCUUUACUCAGUAAACUGAAAGAGGAAAUUAAGUGAAUGCAUGGAUGCAAACUGAUGAUUAUUUGAUUGAUUGAUAACUGUAUUCAUACACUGUUAAAAAUUCCCAUCCACUAGACUCUGAAAACAGCUAAUUAUCAUUCAGUUUUGGAAAUGCUAAGUAGUUGAACUUGUUUACACUAUAUUGAUAAUAAUUGUCCUGAAGGCUUGCAAAACAAAUAACAAAUAAUAGAAUUUGAUUUAACUCCUUGCCAGUAUGUAACUUUUUGACAGGGUGUAUGGCUGUUGAUUUCACUGCAGGGCUCAUUGAGUUUAUUUGAUUUGAUUUGUGAUUUGAAAUCCCCAGAUAUUUUAACAGUUUUUAUUAUUAUAUGCACAAGAGCAGAUGCUAUUGCAAGUGAUUCAUGAAUUUAUCUUAUUCCUGACCAGUUAUCAGGAACAUUUUCAAACACAUGCAAAAAAGUUACUGGAGAUUACUAUUCCCAAAAUACUUUCAGAGAUGUUACAAUGACUGGCUAAACUUGCAAAAGAUGCUUUAGCAAGUGCUCAAGUUUGUCUUCAGUGCAUAAAACUCUACUCCUGGUAACUACAGUUAGGAAUUAAUAAACCUCAGCAUACCAUUCAUGUGCUGACUUUUCUGACCUGUCUUUUCACUGUAUUAACCCUUUAACUCCCAGAUCAAAUUUGUAAUU
Pocillopora verrucosa is the source of this 1824-nucleotide messenger RNA. RefSeq names its product probable 2-ketogluconate reductase. Gene Ontology annotation, molecular function: oxidoreductase activity, acting on the CH-OH group of donors, NAD or NADP as acceptor; NAD binding. The record is from RefSeq and is a predicted model, not a curated record. Lineage: Eukaryota; Metazoa; Cnidaria; Anthozoa; Scleractinia; Pocilloporidae.